This is a messenger RNA of Rhizopus microsporus ATCC 52813, 861 nucleotides long. RefSeq lists its product as uncharacterized. The record is from RefSeq and is a predicted model, not a curated record. Gene Ontology annotation, cellular component: cytoplasm. NCBI's taxonomy places the organism in Eukaryota, Fungi, Mucoromycota, Mucoromycetes, Mucorales, Rhizopodaceae. Bases 345 to 704 code for a protein of 119 amino acids. The transcript has 4 exons. Gene Ontology annotation, biological process: protein ubiquitination. Gene Ontology annotation, molecular function: ubiquitin protein ligase activity.
UUAUUCUUUUCGAAUGAAAUAACCAUCCGUUACUGAUCCAUUCCAAAAUAGGAAAAUGACUUUUUUUAGAGAAAGACGCGCGUUCCUUUUCUCUCUCUCUCUUUUUUUAUUCUUUUUGCAAUGGCAAGUUAUUUUGACGAACUUGGAAUAAACACAACACAAAAGAAACGAACAACAGUUGAUGUUGAUUUGGAUUCAUUCAUGAAUCCUUCAACAUCUCGUCAAGAUGUUAAUCUGAAUGCUGAACAAUUGCUUCAAACAGCCAAGUAAAGAAAGAAAGAAAAAGAAGGAAAAAUCCAGAAACUGAUUAUAUGCAUAGCCUUUUCAAUCACUUUCGACAACAAAUGCAAGCUCAGGGGAACGUAGACCAGGAGCAAUUCUUGGAUAAUUUGGUGACCCAAUUACUGGAAGAAUCUCAGCAACAAAUCAAGGGGCCUCCACCUGCCUCUAAUCGAUUUAUCCAGAUGCUACCUGACGUAAAGGAUUUAAAAGAUGACGAUACAUGUAUUAUUUGUAAAGAAGGCCUUUUAAAGCACGGAUCCAAGGUGACCAAGAUGCCAUGUGGCCAUUUAUUUGAUAAAGAAUGUAUUAUACCUUGGUUAGAAUUGCAUAAUACAUGUCCAUUAUGUCGAUAUAAAGUAGAAACAGAACAAGAGGCUAAAGAAGAAGAGGAAGAAGAGAGACAAGGAUGGAUGUAUGGUUAGGAUCUACGCACACCACUCUUUUACUGCUCUUGUGUGACACGAGUGUACGUUACCUAGCAACAUGAUAACAACAUAUUUUAUGAGGGAAUGCGGGAUAUGUUUCCGUUUAGUAUAACAAUAAAAGGGGAGGAAUGAAAGAUAGUAAAUAUUUACCUUG